Messenger RNA from Mesocricetus auratus (golden hamster), 3119 nucleotides. RefSeq names its product solute carrier family 25 member 16 (gene Slc25a16). The record is from RefSeq and is a predicted model, not a curated record. The transcript is spliced from 9 exons. The coding region runs from base 103 to 1101 and encodes 332 amino acids. Lineage: Eukaryota; Metazoa; Chordata; Mammalia; Rodentia; Cricetidae. Gene Ontology annotation, cellular component: mitochondrial inner membrane. Gene Ontology annotation, biological process: transmembrane transport.
CCCGCCCGGCGUCCCCGCUCCUGUCAGAGCCGGCUCCAGUCAUGGUGCUGCCCAGUAUUUUGUAAGUUGGCAGCGGAGGCUCGGGACGUGGCGCAGGUCCCGAUGGCGGCGGCGGCCCUGGCGGCGGUCCUGGCGGCGGCCGACCCUGCACCCGCGGUGCCGCAGGCAGCGGGGAGCGGAGGUCCGACCUCGCGCCGAGACUUCUACUGGCUGCGUUCCUUCCUGGCCGGAGGUAUUGCUGGGUGCUGUGCCAAAACCACAGUUGCUCCUUUGGAUCGAGUAAAGGUCUUAUUACAAGCUCACAACCACCAUUACAAACAUUUAGGGGUACUUUCUGCACUGCGUGCUGUUCCCCAAAAAGAAGGAUACCUUGGAUUGUAUAAAGGAAAUGGUGCAAUGAUGAUUCGAAUCUUUCCCUACGGUGCAAUUCAGUUCAUGGCAUUUGAGCAUUACAAAACGUUCAUUACUACAAAGCUGGGAGUUUCUGGUCAUGUGCACAGAUUGAUGGCUGGAUCCAUGGCAGGCAUGACAGCAGUUAUCUGCACUUACCCACUCGAUGUGGUUAGGGUGCGUCUAGCCUUCCAGGUGAAAGGAGAGCACACCUACUCAGGGAUCAUUCAUGCGUUCAAGACAAUUUAUGCUAAGGAAGGUGGUUUCCUUGGAUUCUACAGAGGUCUGAUGCCUACUAUAUUAGGAAUGGCUCCAUAUGCAGGUGUGUCCUUUUUUACCUUUGGUACCUUGAAGAGCGUUGGGCUUUCGUAUGCUCCCACCCUGCUUGGCCGACCUUCAUCUGACAACCCCAAUGUCUUAGUUUUGAAAACUCACAUAAACUUACUUUGUGGUGGUGUUGCUGGAGCAAUAGCACAGACGAUAUCCUACCCAUUUGAUGUGACCCGUCGGAGAAUGCAGUUAGGAACAGUCCUACCGGAGUUUGAAAAGUGCCUUACGAUGCGGGAAACCAUGAAGUAUGUCUAUGGACACCAUGGGAUUCGGAAAGGAUUGUAUCGUGGCUUGUCUCUGAACUACAUCCGCUGUAUUCCCUCUCAAGCUGUGGCUUUCACAACCUAUGAACUUAUGAAGCAAUUUUUCCACCUCAACUAAAAGGAAAAGAUAUGACUUGUGAUGGAUUUCCUCAGUCAAUUCUCAGAAGGAAAUAUAUAUAAAUGUUACCUUAAUUGUGAGGGAAACAUUACUUGAAGGGGACGUUGGCCCUGUCAGAGGAACCACUGGGGUUUUAAUACUUGAUGUCUGAUGGUUUUUAAAUCAUAGAUCAAAAGUGCUGAGCACAAUUUUGUUUUUGUUUUCUUUUUGCUGGGAUCUGGAUAUGUAACCCUGACUGGCUCGGAACUCACUGUGGAGACCUGGCUGGCCUCAGACUUGUGGUUAUCCUCUUGCCUCUGCCUCCCAAGUACUGAGAUGCUAGGCAUGUGCCACCAUGCCUACUCUAACAUACUUGUUAAUGCCAAACACUAUCCCUUAGAACCCUGAAAAACCAUCUUACACUGAUGGUGGUAACCUGCUGAUUAUUUGGAAGUACUAUUUGGAAGGAGAGGUAGGUUCAUAUUGGAGUCCAAGAGAUUGUCAUUAGUUUUACCACACUUAACUGUUAUUGUGGUUAUUGAGGUGGGGAGGGACUAGAAUCAAAUCUAGGGCCUUUUGCAUGCCAGGUACUUGUUGUAUCCACUAAACCGCAUCCCAAGCCUAUAAUUAUGAUUGUCUUUUUUUCCUUUUUUUCAGUGGGGGGUGGGGAAUUGAGGCCAUGGCCUUGCCCGUUUGAGGCAAGUACCGUACCACUGAGCUACAUCCCUGACCCUUUUCUUUUUAAGUGAGGUGCUAGGGACCAAACUCAUGCAUGCUGGUUGCACACUGCCCAUGGCCUACACCCCAGCCCUCUGACACUGCUUGUUAGUUACCCCACCCCCUCCAUCCUUCCGUUCCUUGUGCUGGGGAGUAAACUCAGGGUCUCUCUCGCCUAUCUCGGUAGAUAAGCACUCUACCUCUGAACUACAUCUCCAGCACUCUGCCAUUUUGUAGCGUCGUUAAAUCAGGAGACUUAGUUUAUUGUAGCAGAGUGAGAAGUGAAUAUUUAAGUUCUGUGAAACAUAGCCAGCCACAAAGUAGUGCUCUUGUUAUGUUUCUCCUUAGACUUCUUCUCCUGUUGAUAAAAGGACACCCUUUCCUCCAUUGUUUUCAAAAGUUUUUCUUUGUUUUUAUUUUCCUUUCUUUGGUGAUUGAAUCGAGGACCUUGUACAUCCCUGGCAAGUGGUGUACCUACGACUGAGCUACAUCCUCAGCUCUCUUCAUUUCUCCAUAAAAGUAGUAUUGUUUUAAAAAAAGUAGAGACUUUAAUCAGGUUCUGUUCAAAUGCUAUUACCAGGUACUUUGAUUUUCAUGAGUUUUUGAAAGCCACUGUAUUUCCCAAAGGCAGAAUAUUGAAAAUCAAAUAUCUCUGCUUUUCAAAGGAGAGUAACUUUGUAAAUGUUUGUCUUAAAUCUCUCGAUGUGUACUAGAAAACUUAAGUGGACCAUGAAUAUAACUGUUUCUAAGAUAUUAUGUCAAGAUACAAGUUCUUCCAUGUAAAAUAAAUUUAGUGUGUUAUACUCCUAAGUGUAACUAUAAAACAUUCUUUGAUUGUUACAUUUUAAAGAAAGUUGUUUAGAAUAUAAGGAGUCUGACCAUUGUGUUAGAGCACUUUUUCUCUUUUGCUGUAAGCAUGACACAUGGAGUAGAAUUGGUAGACCCUCUGUCUUUAGAGGUAGUGAUUUGUAGAAUUUUAAGACAUUAAAUCUAAGCUGCUACUGUUAUUUCUGCAUUUUUCUUGCCUGUAAAGAUUUCUUGUCAUAUCUUUAUAAUCUUUAAUUUAAAAACGAACCUGUACUUUGUGACUUUUAAGUGUACUAGGAAUAGGGAUAAAUCUGUUUAUAAAGCUCUUUUGUAUAUUUUAAUUUCUGGACCAUACUGUAGUUAAUUAUUCCAUUCAAUCUUAAGGUAAUUUAAACCUACAAAAUAAAUAUCUCAGUUAUAUUAUCAAUAAAAGAGAACUGAAAAUAUUUUUAAAGUAAGAAAUUGCAUUCUAUGUCUGUUAUAAAAUCUGUAAGAUAUUAAAAGUAAUUUUUUAA